Apodemus sylvaticus (European woodmouse) is the source of this 5933-nucleotide messenger RNA. It is a transcript of the gene Gnb4, whose product is annotated as G protein subunit beta 4. The coding region runs from base 202 to 1224 and encodes 340 amino acids. The record is from RefSeq and is a predicted model, not a curated record. NCBI's taxonomy places the organism in Eukaryota, Metazoa, Chordata, Mammalia, Rodentia, Muridae. Gene Ontology annotation, cellular component: cytoplasm; heterotrimeric G-protein complex. Gene Ontology annotation, molecular function: signaling receptor complex adaptor activity; protein binding. The transcript is spliced from 10 exons. Gene Ontology annotation, biological process: G protein-coupled receptor signaling pathway.
CCCCCGCCCUCGCCCCCGCCCCGCGCGCCGGUCCCCGCCCCGUCCGGCGUGCUAGGGCUCUCUCUGGGUGUGGUCGCCUUCUUGUGUGGCGGAGCCUGCUAGUGGUUCGCGACCCGCAGCCGGGCGCCCAGCAGCAGCGCGGUGGUGGCGGCCGGGCUCCAGCUCUUCCCUUGAGACUCCUGAGGGAAACUGCCACGCAGGAUGAGUGAGCUGGAGCAGCUGAGGCAGGAGGCUGAACAGCUUCGGAAUCAGAUCCAGGAUGCUCGGAAGGCCAGCAACGAUGCCACACUGGUUCAGAUCACGUCUAAUAUGGACUCCGUGGGCCGAAUACAGAUGCGGACAAGGCGCACACUGCGGGGUCACCUCGCUAAGAUCUACGCCAUGCACUGGGGAUACGAUUCCAGGCUGCUAGUCAGUGCCUCGCAAGAUGGGAAAUUAAUUAUUUGGGAUAGCUAUACGACGAAUAAGAUGCAUGCCAUCCCGCUGAGGUCCUCCUGGGUGAUGACCUGCGCCUACGCCCCGUCUGGGAACUACGUUGCCUGUGGAGGCUUGGACAACAUCUGCUCCAUCUACAACCUGAAGACAAGAGAGGGAAAUGUGCGGGUGAGCCGCGAGCUGCCGGGGCACACGGGCUACUUGUCCUGCUGCCGGUUCUUAGAUGAUGGACAAAUCAUUACAAGUUCCGGAGACACGACUUGUGCUCUGUGGGACAUCGAAACCGGACAGCAGACCACAACCUUCACAGGACACUCGGGUGACGUGAUGAGCCUCUCACUGAGUCCUGACUUGAAGACCUUUGUUUCUGGUGCUUGCGACGCAUCUUCCAAACUGUGGGAUAUCCGAGACGGGAUGUGUAGACAGUCUUUCACAGGACACAUCUCAGACAUCAACGCUGUCAGUUUCUUCCCGAGUGGCUAUGCCUUUGCCACUGGUUCUGACGAUGCCACCUGCCGACUCUUCGACCUCCGUGCAGACCAGGAGCUCCUGUUGUACUCGCAUGACAACAUCAUCUGUGGCAUCACUUCCGUGGCCUUCUCAAAGAGCGGGCGCCUCCUGCUAGCCGGCUAUGACGACUUCAACUGCAGUGUGUGGGACGCUCUGAAAGGAGGCCGGGCAGGUGUCCUUGCUGGUCAUGACAACCGAGUCAGCUGCUUGGGUGUGACUGAUGACGGCAUGGCUGUGGCCACAGGCUCCUGGGACAGUUUUCUUAGAAUCUGGAAUUGAGUGCCAUAUUUUGUGUUCUCCAGUGAUAUCUGGGGAAAUCCAUGCUACAGCCUAUAGCUGUGAGGGGAAAAAAACAACCCUCUCUACCUUCUAUUUGCAGAUGAAGUUUUUCUAUUGAGGUGACUAUAUAUAAAAAGCAGCAUUCAAUAAACUGAAGUUUAUUGAAACUGUUGUAAUAUAAAUGGUGGUCAGAGAAACAAGACUUAAGAUCCCUUGCUGAGGUCAAAGGCUGGGGUAUUCAUUGAGUGGUUGUGUUGACGUUAACCUGACAGAUUCUUGCUUGUGCUAAUUGUUUUUCUUUAGAUUAGAGUGCACACUUUAUAGCAGACAACCAUUUGUGUUUGCAUUUUGUUAAGGACUACCAUUGAACUUUGUAUAUAUAAGAAAUGUCACGUUUUUAAAGUGUUGUCAUGGAAGAACCGGGGCCUGUGAUAGACAGAUGUGUGUGCUAUGUGAAGGAAGUCCCCUUGGAUUCUGACACAUUUUAACCUGAGAGCCCCUGGCUGCUUUCCGAUCCGUGGAAUCCGUGGGUUGAUUCUGAGGUGGUUCUGAGGGAUCCAGUGGCUGUUCAUGUGUUCUCUGCCCUCUAGGAAUUUAAGUAAGUGCUCAUUUUCAGUCCUUUGAGGGGACAGGUGAUAGGAAGGCCAGGGGGUAAAAACUUCACUUCGACAUAGGGCACACUGAAGAAAUGACAUUGCAAUUUAUUACAUUAGAAACCAGUACACACUGGCAUGCAAUUGUUUAUAUUUUGAGGCUCAACCACUGGGUGGCGGUGGUGGUGCACGCCUGUAAUCCCAGCACUCUGGGAGGCAGAGGCAGGUGGAUUUCUGAGUUCGAGGUCAGCCUGGCCUACAGAGUGAGUUCCAGGAUAGCCAGGGCUACACAGAGAAACCCUGUCUCAAAAGAAAAAAAAAAAUCCAAAAAAGUAAAGAAGAGGCUCAGCCAUUUGAACCACUGGACCUUGCUGUUAAUUUUGCCUUCUGAACAAAGUGUGUAGAAAGUACUAGUAUUUGAGAAGUCUGACUUGUCUCUGCAUCUGAAGACUCUUGUCUUGUGCUCUCUGUAAUGGGAGGAAACGGUGUCUCACCUUUAACAUUUUUGAGAAAUGUAAACUCAUCCACUCAACUGGCACAAGUAACAUAUGAUUUAUAUGUCACAUAUACAUAUGUAUAUAUAUAUAUAUAUAUACACAUACAUAGACACACACAUGUGAUGGCUUUGUGAAUUCUGUGUAAUGUAAAAUCUAUGUAAUGUAAAAACAGGUAUAAACUAUUUGUACCCUUGAACUUUACUUUUCCAUCCUUGUGGUGCUGCAGAAAUCCAGGCCUUGUGCCCACCAGCCAAGUGCUCUAGUUAGUACAUCCUAUCAGCUCGACGCUCCCUGCUGCCGUGUAGUACUGCUCUCCAUAGCAUGAUGUGUUUAAGGAGCUUACUGCAAAGCUAGUCUAGAGCUGACCAGCCCUGGAGCCUAAAGCAUUGUUGCUAAGGGGCUCAGUAAAGUGUCUGUCACUGGGAUGGCCCGCCCCCAGCAGAUGCCUCUCUUCAGUUUUCUCCUGUAGAUUCAAAUGACUGACAAUAGCAGACUGUUAUGUCCUGCUGGUGCUGUCUCCUUGGGUUAUUUGGAUGUAUACACACACAUUGUAAAGCUGUUAUUUAGCAGUUUCUGUGUUAAUGUUGAUCACCUGUAACUGUAACCUUAAUACUUCCACACUGUGUCUGUGAGUUUUCAUCUUUGUACUGUGAAUGUGCCCAUGUAUAUAAUGGCUGUGAUCAAGCCAGCAUCCGUUUUGUUUAUUAAGGUCAGUUGAUCUUGAGAGAAUACAGUGGAAAGAGCCUUAGCCCAAGCCCACACAGCUCCAGGGUCUGACUGGGGCAGAGAGGGAAAGAAGCGCACACACACACACACACACACACACACACACACACACACACACACGAAAGCUGGGGUUGGGUAGACACUGAUGGAGAAACCGGCACCCAGAAGCUCAGAGAGUUUAUUCCAUUUAGAAGCACAAAGAGGCGGUGCUCGUCUACAGACAAACAUCUGUGAUACACUGCUGGAUCGAGGAGACAGGUUAGCUAAUCUGAUACGGCAGCCACUCUGGACUCCCUCUGCUCCCUACAGAGGUGAACUGAGAUACAGUAUUGGAGAGAAACAGAUCAUCAAUGGCAGGUGUGAAUGUGCACUUUAAUCUGUGGGACCCCUUUGCUCUUGUCUAUUUGUGAAAUAGGGAGUACUCUCAAAUAGGGCACAACUUAAAAAAGAAAACUUGACAGUGCUGAAUGAAGUCUAGCCUGCCGUGUACGUCUGCCCAGAAAGUGUCCUAUCACUGUUACAUCUACAGCCCGCCCACCCCAGGCAGAGUUACAUGAUCAUGAUCCUCCCCAGAAGGGUGUAUAUCCACUGUGUAGCUCGGAAUUCAUCUCAAAACCUCGUUCAAAACAGCAUUCCUAUGGGGUAGAAUGCUUACAACACAAGGCCCUGGGUUCAAUCCCUAGCUCUCUCUCUGUGUGUGUGUGUGUGUGUGUGUGUGUGUGUGUUUAGUCAUACAACAAGAUUCUAUGGUCCUAAAUGUUUUGAAAUGUCCCUCAGGGCUGGAGAGAGGGUUCAGCACUUACAGGCGUUCCUCUGCAGAAGACCUGGGUUUGAUUCCCAGCACCCACAUGGCAGCUCAGACUUUCUCUAGCUUCAGUCCCAGGAUCUCUGACUUCUCACCUAAUACAUACAUGCAGGCGAUGUUCAUACACCUUAAAUAUGUUUUUAAAGGAAUGCACUUUGUUAAGAGUUUGCAUGGACCAGAACCUGAAGGUUUCCCUUACUAGGUAUCUGGAGAGAAACCGUGACGACCGUGCGGCUAUGCACACAGGGCCAACUGCUCACAAACUGCUUUCUUACCGUUGUGUCUUUAGGGUUUCUCUGCAGUUUCUGCUGUGGUCAAAUACAUUGGCUUGCUGGAGAGUUCCUGAAAUUAGCCUGCACAAUGUACCAUAGCAGGCUCAUGCGUAACAUGAGACAACAGCUGUCCUUCAGACUGGCAAGUUUGUUGCACUUUGCCCUGGCCUCUAGCCCGGUCCGCAGGCAUAUGCCACAAUGCCACGUUCCCCACGCACACUGCAGUAUUGGAAAGGCACAUGUUCUCUCCUAAAACGAUGUGACCACCAUGUGGUUAACACCCCAAAAUACUGUUCAGCACACAUCUCUCUGGCCUGGGAUGGACAAGCUCCAUUUUGGCAGCUGUGAUAUCCCAGGUCCCUUUCUAGAUCAUACUUAAGCUGUGACACAACACGUAUUGAAUUAUAGAUUCAUGAAAACAAAGUGUUGGGGCUUGGCAUUUCAAGAGCAAAAGUCGAGUAAGUGGCUAUCAUUUACGGGCACGGUGUUUCUGGAAUGCUAAGGAAUUUUAACCUAUUAAAGGAGAAAUGAAGCUAGGUGUGGCAGUGCGUGGUAUUUGGGCACUGACAGCAGAGCUGAGGCCAGCCUGGGCUCUCAGGUGGAAACCUUAUCCCAGAGGCUGGAGGGAUGGCUCAGUAGUUGGGUCCGCUUAGUGCUAUUGCAAAGGACCUGAGUUCAGUUCCUGGUUAACAACUGCUUCAAAGGAUCUUAAACUCUCCUCAGGCACCUGUACACACAUAGUUUAAAAUGAAUCCUUUUCUUUUAAAAAGACCCCUUUAUUUUAAUAAAAAAAUUUUAUUGCUGAAAGUACUCUCUAAUUUUGUUGAUGUUUUAGAUUUAGUAGUAAAACUAAGACAUCAUUUCAGAAGUGAAACGAUUCAGGAAGAUUAUUUGGAUGUGGAUUUUGAACUACAAUGUGCUUUGUUACUGACUAGCUUAGGAAAAGCUGAAUCCGCAGUCCCCCAGCUAGGCCUGUCGUCAUUACAUAGGGAACAUACAUUUACAAUUUGCAGAUAACACCAGGCCUGUACAAAUACUUAUGUCCUGUCUUCAGGUGCUGAUUCUUUGGCCACCGUGGAAAGCAUAUUGUAAAAUGACAUCUUAGCCGGACAGAAAUGUAAAAGCCACCCAGCCACAGGGGAGUGUCCUUUCUAGGGAGAUUGUCUUAGACUGUGUGGACAGUGAGGCACACAGCAGACUCACUUCUGCUUCUCAUUGGUUAUAACGGGUAUUCGCCACGUGUCUGGCCAGUACGGUUAGCCGACUGAUGGAAUGUCUUAUAUUUAGGAAACGUUUUCCAUGUUGAUAAAGUUUCCUAAGCAUCCCCCCUCUCCCAAACCAAUAGCUGGUUUUGUAAAACAGGUGUAACAAUGUGGCCUUCCAAGGAAAAGACUUGUUUCAACUAGUAUGAGAUGUAUCCAACAGACUCUCCAUAGCACCUCGGGUUCCUAGGUCUUGAGUGGUUCAGCAGCAGGGGUACAGGCAUUUUCUGUGUUUAUGCAACUGUACUCUAGCAUUUCACUGUCUCACUGAAGGCAUGUGAUAGCCCACAUCUCAUGUGUGUCUUGAAGCUGGCUUGAGUAUUUCUUUAUAAGGUAUCUUGGAAACAUUUUUCUUCUCCUAAAAUAAUUUCUAACUCAAAAAGCCCAUUGACUGAAUGCCGGCCAUGUCUAAAGCUUAGCUAUAGAAGCAGGGACCUGUGCCUGAUUCACAGUAUUCCGAGGUAUGACAGGUGCACUCCUUUGUCUGUACAGUUGCUUGUGAAAUACUGCUGCAGCAAGCUCGUACUGUAAUCAAUAAAGUGCUUCUCACCAUG